Molecule: messenger RNA, 586 nt
Organism: Owenia fusiformis
Lineage: Eukaryota; Metazoa; Annelida; Polychaeta; Sabellida; Oweniidae
Source: the annotation of a GenBank genome assembly
UCAAUAUGAGGAUGAUGCUUUUGUUAGUUACCAUAGUGAUAAACAGUUGUGCAGGGAGUUAGAAAAUGGAGAUGAUAUUAAGUUCACACUUAUGUACGAUGACAGGAUCAUGCCUGGUGGCUCAUUCUUCACAUCGCUAGGCAACGCUAUGUAUAGCUGUAGGAAGAUCAUACUUGUGGUGAGUCGUGGAUGGGUAGAUGCUGCUCUCAACCAGUUUGAGAUGGAUAUGGCGCUGGUGACAUUGCUUGAUGACCACAAGGACAUGAUCAUUGUGCUCCUCAUGGAACACAUCCCUAAAGCUGAGAUGUCUGACACACUGAGAAUGAUGGUGAAACACAACACCUGCCUCAAGUGGAGUGACAAUGAGAGAAAACAGGCAAAGUUCUGGAGGGACCUGAAACUGGAACUAGGGAAACAUCACUUGGAAGAACCAUAAAGCCUGACCACAAAUCAUAGAAGUCGCAAACAACAGGUUUGAACUUUUAGAUUCACAGUGAGAAUCUAAGAUGAUAUAUUGGACCAAAUUAUAUGUAUUAAUGCCAAGAUGGACUAAUUAGCAAAUGGAUGGAUGAACUUCUGUAUUUUC